UGGGGCAUUAUGCGAUAAGUGGCGAAACGCGUAAGAGAUGAGAUUUAUGGAGCUUUAGGGUGUCCGGGGCGUCUGCGGGGAGGGGUGCGGUGAGUGUACUCCCCGAUCGGGAACACCGCCGCCGACCCCUCGGUGACCCAAAUCGGGGAGUGGGGAGCGGGUAUCAUUCACCGUGUGAAACUUGUAUAUUUUUUAGUUUUUCCUUUUUUUUUUGUUUUUUCCUUGUGAUUUUGUAGGAGGAUGAAGAACAAAUAAUUUGCAGGUGAAGAUGAAAGUGCAGGUUAAAAUAAAGAAGAAGAAGGGGAGGAGAAAGAAAGAAGAAGAAGAAAAAGAAUUUUCAAAUAUAACCCUUAAGUUUUAUUUUUAAUUUAAAAAACACUUAAAUUUUUUUAUUACUUUUAAAUAUACCCCUCAAACUUGUUUUUAGUUAAAUGAAAUGUUCUAUUUUUUUAUUUAGUUUUAAUUUAUUUAAAUUAUGUUUUACUUUUAUAAAAAUAUUUAUAUAAAAAAAAAAAUAAAACCAAAUCCCCAAGAGAGGAGUGCCGCCAUCAAAUUGAGGGUGUUGGGGGAGUUAAGUGGAGAGUUGACGUGGCACGUGCUGAUUGGAUGUGGGUAAGAGAGGUCACUCCCCACUUAGAGGAGUGCCCCUUACACCCUUAUAUAACUUGAGUGUGUAGUGAGGAUAUAUAUGUAUGAGGCUUUAUAUAUGUAUGUAUAUAUAUGUGUGAGAGUGGGGUAGAAUGGGUCACGCCGUGAUAGUGUUCGCGAGGAUUGAAAUUUUCUCACCCAUAGCGCCCCGUAAUAGUGUUUAUGGGCACUAUAGGGCGUUAUGGGAAGAUAUGACAUGAUAUAAGGCCCUAUUACGGAUGUUCUAAAAAGCCUUUACUACAACUUUAAAAAUAACACAUUUAAAAAAAACAAAAUAAAAUGCGGCUAGUUAGAAUUUUUGUCGGUAAAUGCAUGUUCAAAUAUGUAUACAAAACUCAAUAAUAUAAAAGAAAUUUGUUCCUUUUGAAAUAAAAAAGAAAAGGGCUUUUGUGAGUGAUUCGGAUUCUUUUAUUUUUAUGAAAUAUACAAAACCUUUGUUGCAUACAUGUGCCAUCUCUCUCUCUCUCUUGAUUGAUCACAAAAAAGAUACACGUACAACCGGGGAUAGCCCUCCUUCUUUUUUGAUUUAAUACCAUUUUUACAGAUUGAUUUGAUCUCAAAAAGCCAUUUUCAAUUCAUGGGCUUUUUCAUUCUCAAUGGCGGAGAACAAAAGCUCCACCUUUCUUCGUACCAAGGGCAUACAUUUCAGGCCCAUGAUCUUGCAACCCAUCAAUAUUAAUAUAUUCCGGGAUGUAAUUCUUUCACAACAUUUGCAUUGUGUCAUAAAAUAAUUAUUUCCAAGGUUUGAAAAAAAAAACAUUAUUUUUUUUCCGAUGAAACCAUCACCGGAAACAGGGCUGCCGCCGGCCACGGGUCACCGGAAAAAGAUGUCGAAACAAGUGACCGGAAAACGCGACGAUACACCGUUGCAUACAGCAGCCAGAGGGGGUGAUAUUAAUGCGGUUAUGGAUAUUUUAGGAGACUGUUAUGGCGAGGAAGAAUCGAUAUUAGUGUUGUCGAAACAGAAUUACGCCGGCGAGACGCCGCUGUAUGUCGCCGCGGAAUGUGGUCAUGUUGAUUUGGUUAGGCUUUUGAUUGAUCAAUGUGAUAUUGCAACUGCUAGUAUUAAAGCUAAUAAUGGUUUUGAUGCUCUUCAUAUUGCUGCCAAACAAGGAGAUUUAGGUGUGUUAAAAGUGUUGAUGGAGGCGCACCCGGAGUUAGCGAUGACGGUGGAUGUGUCGAACACCACGGCGUUGCAUACGGCCGCGGUGCAAGGGAACAUUGAUGUUAUGAACUAUUUGUUGGAUAUAGAGAGUAGUUUGGCGUCGAUAGCGAGAAGUAAUGGGAAGACGGCUUUGCAUUCGGCUUCGAGGAAUGGGCAUGUUAAUGUGGUCAAGGCGCUUUUGGAGAAGGCGCCUGGGAUAUCGGCGAGGAAUGAUAAGAAGGGGCAGACCGCGCUUCACAUGGCGGCGAAAGGGCAAAAGCAUGAGGUGGUUGAGGAGUUGAUCAAGGCGGAUCCGUCGUUGAUUAAUAUGGUUGACGCGAAGGGGAAUACGGCUUUGCAUAUUGCAGCGCGCAAAGGCCGCGUUCAGAUUGUUAAAAUGCUACUAGCUCGAAGCGAAACGAAUACAAGAGUCGUGAACAGGUCGAAUGAAACCGCCUUAGACACGGCCCAUAAAAUGGGGCAUCCCCACAUCGGGUCCAUCUUACAAGAACAUGGAGUCCCAAGCGCGCGGGUCCUAAAACCUCCAACGACUCCAGCCCGAGAGCUAAAGCAAACCGUCAGCGACAUAAAGCACGAGGUCCACAACCAACUAGAACACACUCGCCAAACUCGAAGAAGGGUCCAAGGCAUUGCAAGACACCUCAACAAAAUGCACGCCGAGGGACUCAACAAUGCGAUAAACUCCACCACUGUGGUGGCGGUGUUGAUCGCGACUGUGGCCUUUGCAGCAAUCUUUACUGUCCCAGGCCAAUAUGCCGAUGACCGGAACAAUAUACCGGACGGGUUUUCACUAGGUGAAGCGAAUAUAGCUCCACAACCAUUAUUUAUAGUCUUUUUUGUUUUCGACUCGGUGGCUCUAUUUAUAUCGUUAGCCGUGGUCGUGGUUCAAACGUCCGUGGUGGUUAUCGAAAGCAAAGCGAAGAAGCAAAUGAUGGCUAUAAUAAACAAACUAAUGUGGUUAGCUUGUGUGCUUGUAUCCGUUGCGUAUUUGGCACUUGCGUUCAUUGUGGUCGGGGAACACGAGAAAUGGCUAGCGAUUUGUGUGACGAUUAUAGGAACAACGAUAAUGGUCACGACUUUGGGUUUAAUGUGUUAUUGGGUCAUCAUGCAUCGGAUCGAAGAUAAGAAUAUGAGAAAACUGAGAAGGAAGUCGACGUCGGGUGGUGGAAGUAGUUCGAGGUCGAGGUCAUGGUCGAUGUCUGUACUCUCGGAUCCGGAAGCGCAUGGUACCGAGUUUAAGAAAAUGUACGCGAUUUGAGGGAAAAAAAUAGUUCUAAACAAAAUAUUUUUGGUCUUUUUGUUUAAAUUUCAUCCUGUUGUAGCAAAGAAAAAAUAAGCGUGGUAACGAGCUUUAAGUAGACCGGAUCACAUUGGACACAGAUAAGUCUAGUAAAACGGGUGAUCGGGUAACAGGUUCUCACUUCGUGCCAAUACGGGUUCUGAUCAAAAUGACCUUGAGUUAAAGUUAGUCGUUUUAGAAAAAGAAAAGCAUUAAAACGGGUCCAGCCACUAUAUUCUUUCAAGGCCUUUAGUGACGGAGGCAGCAACUACGCUAGUGGUUGCAAUGGGGUAACGCUGAUGGCAAUAUCGGUGCAGGUGGUGUAGCGCUGGUGAUGGUGGAAGCGGCGAUGGGGGUGUAGGUGGCGAAAUGGUGGUUGGUCAGAAGGUGACGAAGGCGGUUAUGGUCUCAGCGGUUGGGACAGUGACUGCAGCUGGGUGGUGAAGGCGUCAGUGGUUACAAUGGCGCCGACUACAGCAACAGUGGUUAGGGUGGCAUCGCAGCAGUGGUGUUGACAGCGACAGUAGAUGGUAGUGGUGGCAAGGCAACACCAGUGGUUUUAGCAACAACCAAACAUUGAUCAAUGAUGAUGAUGACCUAUUAGCAAGUUUCAUUAUUUUUUGGCUAAUUGUAUGAUUUGAGUAGACUAAAGCUUAAUACAUUAUACAAUUUGAGUUUA
Molecule: messenger RNA, 3771 nt
Organism: Helianthus annuus (common sunflower)
Lineage: Eukaryota; Viridiplantae; Streptophyta; Magnoliopsida; Asterales; Asteraceae
Product: ankyrin repeat-containing protein At5g02620
Exons: 4
Coding region: 1422-3071 (549 amino acids)
Cellular component (GO): plasma membrane
Molecular function (GO): protein phosphatase 1 binding; protein phosphatase regulator activity
Source: RefSeq, a predicted model, not a curated record